UGGUGGUUGGGAGUAUUUAGGGCUUUUACCGUUCUUGUACAGCAAACUGAAAAUAUUUAUAUCUUUUAUGAUACUCAUUUUGUGCACACACACACACACACGCUUGUAUAUAUAUAAAUGGAAACAAUAUAUCAUUUACAGGAUCUAAUCCAACUAAUUGGAGGUUAAACUCGCUAUCUUUAGCCUAUUCAAGCAUUCGGUGUUCCUUCCUCGCCCAUCAGAUAGGUAUGCUGUCCGUUUGUCGCCUCUGGGGCUCCGUACCUCCUGAAGGAGCAACACCUUUUCCUCCAGAGAGUUUAAAAGCAUGCACGCGCGGCGCCUCCAUGCUUUUCACGGAGCAGGUUAGCUCGCGCUGUGAAUUACCAUGGUGACACACCCGCCUGCAUAAAAGCCUCGGUGCACACAUCUCACUUUGUGAGUCCGGAUUUUAGCCGUGACAACAUCGUCAGAAACAGCUCAAUGGCUCUGAACUCCUCUGAAGACAACCGGACCAUCUCUGCCUUCACCUCCAAACUGACCCCAGCGGCUGACAUAUGUGUUGGACUGGUCAUCCUCUCCGUCGUUCUGCUCUCUGUUCUGGGAAAUGGGCUGGUUCUGGUGAUUUGUUACCGCAGGAGGAAGAAGAUGGUGGGCUCAGAGCUGCUGUGCGUCAACCUGGCCGUGGUCGACUUCCUCUGCUGCAUCUGCUUCUACCCGCUCUCCAUCCUGUCCUCUUUCCACCACGGUUGGCUGGGAGAAAACAUCACAUGUGUUUAUUACGGCCUCGGCUGCUACAUCUUUGGCCUGUGUGGCAUGUUCACCAUCGCCGCCAUCAGCAUGAUCCGCUACCUGAAGACCUGCCACAGAUCGGUUUACGCUGUGUGGCUGAAAGGAGCUAACAUCAACAUAGUGUGCUGUUCCACCUGGCUCAUCGCUGCUGUGUGGUCCAGCUUCCCUCUGUUUGGCUGGGGCAAGUACGUCCCUGAGCCGUACGGACUGUCCUGCACUGUCGCCUGGAGGGGUUAUCAUACCUCAGCCAAGGAUGCCUUCUACGUCAUCUGCUCCUUCGCCUGCUUCACAAUGGUUCCUAUCCUCCUCAUCGUGGUGUCCCAGUGUCAGAUCCUCUACAAGGUGUCUCGCUUCUCCCACUUGCUGUCUGCGAGACACAUCUGCAACAACCGGCGAUACGCUGAAAAACAACUCUCCGUGAUGUUUUUCUGCAUCAGCCUGGGUUUUGUAAUUGCCUGGGCGCCGUACACUAUUGUGUCAUUCCUCUUCAUUUUCCACAAGGGGAGCCAGUACAUGGCUCCUGAGGGCUUUGUGUUCCCCGCCCUCUUCGCCAAAAGCUCCCACAUCUACAACCCGUUCAUCUACUUUUACUUUAACAAGCCUUUCCAAAAGGAGCUUCGCUGCCUGCUCCUCUCUUUCUGGCCCAAGUUGGGAGGAAACCAAGUGGGCGUUGACAUUGCUGAAGUCCACCAAUAUCCCAUCCACAUUCAGCUCCAGGAAAGAGGCUGCGUCCAAAAGAAGAAUGUUGAUUUAUCUCGGGUCAUAACUCACAGCAAGAGCAAGGGCAAAGGCAAGAAAAAGACGCACGCCAACAGCAAUCAUGUCCUGAGCAGGCCGGUGACAGCGAAGAAUGCCCCCACCAUCUUGGACAAUAAACCUGCCAAAGGCUCCCUGUUUGUCUCUCUAUGAACUCUGACUGUCAGUGUUGAUACAGAGACAGGUAUGGUGGCCCGAAGGUCAAAACACAAAAACAUUUCACAAAACAUUUUAGAAAACAAAACAACAGUUCACAAAACACAACAGCAAAGAACAAAACGACAUUUGGUGAGACCCAAACCGGAAAAGGUAGGUAUGUAUUGGACAAUGAUUCCUUGUUGCUGAUUGGAUGCCCUGGCUGUCAGUCUGUGACAAACGGAAAUUCUUCUUCUUCUUUUGGAUUUAAGGCAGACUGGUGCCCUGAAGUAGUCCUGGCAAACUCGAU
Messenger RNA from Sander lucioperca (pikeperch), 1969 nucleotides. RefSeq names its product opsin 8, group member c (gene opn8c). Gene Ontology annotation, biological process: G protein-coupled receptor signaling pathway. NCBI's taxonomy places the organism in Eukaryota, Metazoa, Chordata, Actinopteri, Perciformes, Percidae. The record is from RefSeq and is a predicted model, not a curated record. Gene Ontology annotation, molecular function: G protein-coupled receptor activity. Gene Ontology annotation, cellular component: membrane.